Teleopsis dalmanni is the source of this 646-nucleotide messenger RNA. RefSeq names its product cell death protein Grim (gene grim). NCBI's taxonomy places the organism in Eukaryota, Metazoa, Arthropoda, Insecta, Diptera, Diopsidae. The transcript has a single exon. The record is from RefSeq and is a predicted model, not a curated record. Bases 1 to 498 code for a protein of 165 amino acids.
AUGGCUAUUGCUUACUAUAUACCGGAUCAAUCGAAACUGAUUGCUGGAAAUUCAUCUAGCAACAAUAGCAACAACCACAAUGCAAGUAGUACACAAAACUCCAAUCAGAAUACAAGCAGUGCUGAUCCUAAUGCAACAAAUCCUGCCAGAAAUGCGAACGAAGAACAAUCUCACCGACCACAGGAACAACCAAACAAUUUUCGUGCUAAUAUAACAAUUCCAUUGGCUUCAUAUGGCUCUACCCACCGUACCGUCGGUUGCUGGGAUUUAAUAACACAAGUCUUUUGCUAUGCAUUGCGUUUCUAUAAUGAAUCCUCCAAUCUAAAUCCGACGGUUAUACAAAUAUCAUUUGAAAUCAGCGGUAAUAAUGCAUCAACUACACCUACAACGCAACAGGAGCAGCCAACAUCAGUACAAAGCCCAAGAAGUUCAACAAGUCCAACACGUCCAACAACUGAUACGACUGAUGGAAGUAGACCUAAGCAGGAGAGAAACUAAAUCCAAACUUAACAAAAUUCAGUAAAUUUUUUUUUUAUUAACAGACAACGAAAUAUUUUUGGUGGCCCAUAUCCUUUGGCCCAUUCAGUUGUUUGGUUUGUAUAAAUAGCGAAGACAAAGGCUCAAUCAAAGCGCAAUGUGAUUCAAA